Messenger RNA from Dunckerocampus dactyliophorus (ringed pipefish), 2577 nucleotides. RefSeq names its product synovial sarcoma, X breakpoint 2 interacting protein a (gene ssx2ipa). The transcript has 14 exons. Bases 673 to 2388 code for a protein of 571 amino acids. Lineage: Eukaryota; Metazoa; Chordata; Actinopteri; Syngnathiformes; Syngnathidae. The record is from RefSeq and is a predicted model, not a curated record.
CUUGGCGUUUGGUUCAGGGUUAACUGCAUGUAGCCUUCAAAAACACUACUGUCAGCUGCUGCGGUUUAUCUCUAUUCCACCGCGUUGAGAUAAACACUUUGGGCGUUGAAUUUUGAACAAUUUGACGAAAAAACUCGGGGGAAAGUUAUUGGCGGAUUUUUUUUAAUUUAGUUGAAAAGUACAGUUUAGUCACUUUGUUCUACUUCGUUGACCCAUUUUACUGCGCAGGAGUGGCAGACAGGUAAGUGCGUGUGUGUUGCAUUUUACUCAUAUUUCAUCCGGUUUCUCUGAGAAUAGCUAGACUAGUAACAGCUAAAUAUUAGUGUAUGAGUGUUUAUUGUUGAGAUAUGUAACUGCUAAAUGUUCUUAAAGUCGGAGCACUGCCGACAGAUAUCGUAUGUUGCGUUUGGGUGCUCCGGUUAGCUGGCAAUUUGUUCAAGAUAACCGUGGGUGGAAUACAUUUUUGCAGAACACAUUGGCCUGGAAAUGUACAUUCCAACAGCGCACAGAGAUAACUACCGUCCUUAGUUGUUUCUUCAUGGAGGUCUCAAGAGUGUAGGAACUUGAUAAGAGCGUCUAGCCGGAACCCUCUGAUCCACGUGCUGACCGCUAUAAUCCUCUAUGGCUGAUAACCCAUGACCUGGCAUCCUUGUGUGCUGAUGCUUUGAUAAUAUGGGGGAGUGGUGGACAACUGCAACAGGAGACAUAUCUAUGGGGAACAAUGAGAUCUCGAGCAUAUCACAUGUGACGAUGUCCCCAUCGAAGCAGAACAACCUUGUGUCUUUGCAUCCUUUGCCACUGUCCAAAAACUCUUACAAUCUGAUCACUGUUUUUUGCACAGAUGACAACAUCCCGCACUGCAUCUCGUACAUCAAUCAGGAGCUUUUGUCCCUGGGUCUGUCCACAUGCAUCGAGGCCAGCUCAUCAGGCCUGAGCGCAGUGCCUGCUCUGAAUGCCAUGUUUGAGCUGCUGCAGAUCCAGAGACGCACGAUGAGCACUUUAGAGGAGCUGGAGAGGGACCAGAUAAAGAAGUCCAGCACCUUGGAUCACAUGCAGAUGAGCAACUCGAGACUUAAGGAUCAGCUGGAACUGUCCAUGAGGGAGAAAUCAGGUCUACAUGAGACGGAAAGGCAGCUCCAACUCAAGAUUAAAACUCUGCAAAGCUGUCUCAAGACGGAGAAAGAGGAGGUUCAGAAACUCCACAGUAUAAUUGCCAGUCGUGCGUCCCAGUACAGCCAUGACGCCAAGAGAAAGGAGAGGGAAUCCAUCAAGCUCAAGGAACGCCUUAGCCAACUACUUGUUGAUAGAAAGGAGAAGAAGCUAGCUAUUGAUGUGCUGAACUGCCUUGGCCGAGCAGACGGCAAAAGGAGCCACUGGAAGACAACAAAAGUGGCAGUGAGCCACGAAGGGCAGAUGUACAAAUCCUUGCUCCGUGACUACGAGGCCAGUCAGAGGGCCCUGAUGCUAGAGAACGCUGAGCUGAAGAAAGUGCUGCAACAGAUGAAGAAGGAGAUGAUUCACAUCCUGAGUCCGCGGCAGGUGCCUUGCAAAGGAGCUGGCGCCGAUGACAGCCAGGAGAUGGUGGAUUCUGAUGGAGAGAAGACUGGCAACUCCAGCAGGGAAACCCUGGACCAGUCAUGUGACCAGGCCAGGGAGCAGCUCACCAACAGCAUCCGCCAGCAGUGGAGGAAACUGAGGAACCACAUGGAGAAGUUAGACCACCAGGUUCAAACUCAAGUUGAGUCCCAUAAAGAGGUGAUACCAAGGGAAGCACACGAGGAUGAGAUGGAGCGGAUGCGGCGUGAAGUGCAGCAGUGCAAAGAGUUCAUUCACACACAGCAGCAGCUCCUCCAGCAACAAUUAAACACAUCAUUUGAUGACGAGACGGCCGAGCUGCUCAAUGGCUGCUACACCUUGGAAGAGAAGGAGCGACUCAACGAGGAGUGGAGGUUCUUUGAGGAGCAGAAGAGAAACUUUGAGAGGGAGAGGAAGUACUUCACAGAGGCCGCCAUCCGCCUGGGCCGAGAGAAAAAGGCCUUCGAGGAAGAUCGUGCUUCUUGGUUGAAAAAUCACUUUUUAAACAUGACCCCCUUUGCCGAUCGUAGUAGAUGCUCCUCGUCUGACGGUCAGAGUGGCUUAUCAAUCAGAAGUGAACCAGAGAUUAGGAUGUCUUCCACUAAAAGCCAGCAGUCCAAAUCGUCCAUCUACACCUCAUUCUCCACCCCAAAAUCUGCCAGGGGGGCCGCACCAUCCACCACCGAACUUUACCGGACACUCCGCCUCAUUCCAGAUGCCAGUUCCUCCAGGCAUUCGAAUCGAGGACUCCGGCAGGAGACUGAAGACGGAGACGACCAAGCCAAGUCCAAAACUGGAGUAUCUUCUCUCUAGGAGAUGACGAGAACAGACUCGCUUAAAGAACUGGCUCAUUGUACAUACAAGUCCUUUGCCAAAUUAAAGAAAGCACUUUAAUGAGCUCUGAAACAAGCCAAGUCAGAGGAUUCUACCGAGCACUGUUUUAGUGUCACUGAAAUGUUUACGAAUAGGUUAAAUUUAGAUGUACUUUAAUUGUAUAAUAUC